Messenger RNA from Myotis davidii, 1047 nucleotides. Its product is annotated as hemicentin-1-like. Bases 1 to 1047 code for a protein of 348 amino acids. The transcript has 7 exons. Lineage: Eukaryota; Metazoa; Chordata; Mammalia; Chiroptera; Vespertilionidae. Gene Ontology annotation, biological process: axon guidance; dendrite self-avoidance; homophilic cell-cell adhesion. The record is from RefSeq and is a predicted model, not a curated record. Gene Ontology annotation, molecular function: cell-cell adhesion mediator activity. Gene Ontology annotation, cellular component: plasma membrane; axon.
AUGGGCCUCUCCCCUCUUGCCCUUGCAGUUAUUACCUGGUACAAAGAUAACCGGCCGCUCGCAGGUUCCACCAGUGUGGCUUUCUUGAACAGAGGGCAGAUCAUUGAGAUUGAAAGCGCCCAGAUCGCGGAUGCUGGCAUAUAUAAAUGCGUGGCCAUCAACUCAGCUGGAGCCACAGAAUUAUAUUACAGUCUUCAAGUCCAUGUGCCCCCAUCCAUUUCUGGCAGCAGUAACGUGGUGGCAGUGGUGGUUAAUAACCUGGUGAGGUUAGAAUGUGAAGCCAGAGGCAUCCCUGCCCCAAGUCUGACCUGGUUGAAAGAUGGGAGCCCUGUCUCUGGCUUCGCUAAUGGGAUACAGGUUCUGUCUGGGGGGCGCAUCCUGGCUUUGACCAGUGCCCAAAUCAGUGAUACGGGGAGAUACACCUGCGUGGCCGUGAAUGCUGCUGGGGAGAAGCAAAGGGACAUAGACCUCCGAGUAUAUGUUCCGCCAAAUAUCAUGGGAGAAGAACAGAACGUCUCUGCCCUCAUCGGCCAGGCUGUGGAGCUGCUGUGCCAAAGCGAUGCUAUCCCUGCGCCCACUCUGACUUGGUUAAAAGACGGCCGCCCUUUGCUGAAGAAGCCAGGCCUCAGAAUCUCUGAAAAUGGAAGUGUGUUAAAGAUUGAGGAUGCUCAGGUUCAAGACACUGGACGUUACACUUGUGAGGCAACAAAUGUUGCUGGGAAAACUGAGAAAAAUUAUAAUGUCAACAUUUGGGUACCGCCCAAUAUUUAUGGCUCUAAUGAACUUGCUCAGCUUACAGUCAUUGAAGGGAACCUCAUCAGCCUGUUAUGUGAGUCAAGCGGUAUUCCACCCCCACAUCUCAUUUGGCAGAAGAAAGGCUCACUGGUGCUGGCUGACUCCACAGAGCGGGUCAGAACUUUAUCUGGAGGCAGACAGUUACAGAUUUCAAUGGCUGAAAAAUCUGAUGCAGGGCUCUACACCUGUGUGGCAUCAAAUAUUGCUGGAACUGCACAGAAAGACUAUACUCUGCAAGUUUAUAGUAAGUGA